CAACUAGCAUGUUUGUCUGUCACUUGUAAACUAUGUUGACUGCUGUGGGACAUCUGGAAAUAAAUCGUGACCCCGUGACCCCUUUUGCCAGGGUGUGAGUGGCCAUGGCAACCAGUCCAGCCGUGGGGGAGAGCCAGCUCCAGAGGAUUAUCCGAGAUCUACAUGAUGCCGUCGCUGAGCUGGCUAAAGAGUACAAAGAGAGUGGAGAACCGAUAACCGACGACAGCUCCAACCUGCACAAGUUCUCCUACAAACUAGAAUACCUCCUCCAGUUUGACCAGAAGGAGAAGAGCACGUUGCUGGGGAGUAGGAAAGACUACUGGGACUACUUCAGCGACUGCUUGGCCAAGGUGAAGGGGGCCAACGAUGGCAUCCGAUUUGUCAAGUCCAUCCCUGAGCUCAAGACAUCACUGGGUAAGGGCCGUGCGUUUCUGCGUUACUCUCUGGUGCACCAGCGCCUGGCCGACACCCUGCAGCAGUGCCUGAUGAACCAGAGGGUCACCAGUGAUUGGUACUACUCUCGCAGUCCUUUCCUGAAGCCUCACCUCAGUGUGGAUAUCGUUAAUCACCUGUACGAGCUGAAUGACGUGCAGUUCGAUGUGGCAUCCAGAGGUCACGACCUGGACUCUGCCUGGCCCACCUUUGCCAGGAGGACCCUUGGUGGCAUGACCAGUUCUCCCAGUCACAUCUGGAAAGCACCCAGUAGAAGCUCCAGCAUCACCAGCCUGGCGAGCUCCUAUUCACAGCACCAUGAGUUCCUGGGCAGCCCGGAGAUGGAGCGCAGUGGCCUGGGUGGGCUGGGCCCCGCUGACUCCAGCCUACUGGACGACUCCGCCUGCUCUGCGGUGGACGAGCUGCGUCUGGAGCUGGACCAGUCGGAGCUGAGGGAGAAGGAGCUGCUGGGCCGCGUGGGACAGCUGGGCGGGGAGGCCUCGGAGCUGCGGGCCGUGGUGCUGGAACUCCAGAGGCAGCUGGACGUCUCCCUGGAGGCGCAGGCCCAGCACGGGGAGCGCGAGCUGGGGCUCACCGCCCAGCUAGUGGCCCGCCAGGAGCAGCUGGAGGUCGCCGAGCGCAGGGGCCGGGAGCUGACCGAGCAGCUGGACGCCGCACUGCAGGAGAAGGGAGAGCGGGCGUCGGGACACCUGGACUCGGCCCAGAAGAUCCACUCCCUCCUGGACGAGCUGAAGGAGGAGCAGCGGGGGCGUACCCAGGCCCUCGAGGAGGCGGCUGAAGCCCAGCUCAGGGCACAGAGGCUGGACCAGGAGCUCCAGGCCAGCCAGGAGGAGGUGUUGCGGGUGGAGAGGAGCAGGGAGGAGCUGCGUGAGGAGGCCAGGCGUGUGGGGGAGGAGCUGGGCCAGCUGCGGGAGCAGAUGGAGGGAGGCCGGGGUGAGUGGCGCGACCAGAGCGAGGCGCUCAGGAGGGAGGCCCAGCAGCUCAAGGAGAAGCUGGACCAGGCCGAAACGGAUGCGGGCCGGCUCCGGGCCACCGUCAGGACCAUGGAGUCCCUAGCCAAGGAUCAGGGCCAGAGGACGGAGGAGUACCGCACCCAGUGCAGCACGCUGAUGGGUCUGAACGAGGGGCUGAUGGAGACCGUGCGGCGCUCGGAGGAGAGGCAGAGGGAGCUGGCGGAGUCGCGGGGCGCGCUGGAGGCGGAGGUGGGCGGCCUCAAGGCCAAGAUGGCCGACGCCGGAGAGACUGAGAGGCGUCUCGGGGCGGAGGCUCGGGCGCUGGAGGAGAGGCUGCAGAGAGCCACCGCACAAGCAGAGGCUGCAGAGGCUCGAGUGCGGCGUCUGGAGGAGGACAAUGCUGCGUUGCAGGUGGGCAGCGAGGAGGCCCAGCAGCGCUGCCUAGAGGAGGCGCAGCAUGAGCGCAGGGAGGCGCAGACGCACGCCGGCCUGCUGGAGCAGCAGCUGCUGGCCCGCAGCGAGGAGCUGGGCCGCCUCCAGGGGGAGCUGAGGAGCGUCACGCGGGACGCGGAGGAGGCCCGCGCGCAGCUGCGCGUGGCCGAGGAGGCGCGAAUGGAGAUCUCGGCCCGGGCCGAGCGUCUCACGGAGCAGGAGGAGAAGCUGAACCGCUCCCACGUGUCGGAGCUCCAGGAGCGGGGGCAGAAGGAGGAGGCCCUGGGCAAGCAGCUGGAGGAGGCGCGGGGGGAGGUGCGGGACCUCAAGGCCCAGCUGGAGCGCCUGGCCCUGGAGCACGCGGAGACGCGCGAGUCCCUCCAUCGCGCCAACACCGAGACGGCCGAGCUGGGUAUCAGCCUGUGCCGCCUGACCGGGGAGCGAGAGGAGGCGUGCCGCCAGCGCGAGGAGUCGGAGCAGGAAGCGCAGAGGGAGGCGGAGAAGCUGAACGCCAGCCUGGCCGCCCUGCGGCAGGAGAACCAGAGCCUGCGCGAGGAGCUGCAGCAGGCCGAGAAGCUUCCGGAGGCCCUGCUGGAGGUGCAGGAGCGGCUGGAGAAGGAGGAGGCGCAGCACCGCAGCCAGCAGGACGCCGGCAAGCAGGAGGUGCAGGCCCUACGCUUCCAGAUGAGCUCCGAGAUCAUGAGCCAGCAGAGCCAGAUACAGAGUCUGAGCGAUCAGCUGACGGCCAUGAAGACGGAGAUGGAGAUGGAGAAGCAGAGAGCAGCUGGCCUGGCAGAGAAAGUCUCCGAACUAGAGGGUGCUAAUGAGGACUACUCUGGUCUGCUGGAGGAGAAGGACGCCCACAUCAGCAAAGGAGACAAGGAGAUGAGGGAGCAGGAGGCGGAGAUCCUCAAACUCAAAGAGAAGCUGGGCAGUACGGAGGAGGCGUUGGCGGCGGUGCAGGGCGUGCGCGGGGACCUGAAGGAGAGGCUGGAGCAGAUGCAGACGGCGGCCCAGAGCGAGCGCCACAACCUGGGCUCGCAGAUCCAGGAGCUCAGCCUCACCAAGCAGCACCUGGAGGAACGCCUCGUGGAACUCAUCAAGGAUAAGGAUGCUCUGUGGCAGAAGUCGGAUGCUCUGGAGUUUGAGCAGAAGCUUCGCUCGGAGGAGCAGUGGUGGCUGGUGGAUAAGGAGGCUACUCACUGCCUAGACUGCCAAGGACACUUCACAUGGUUCCUACGAAGGCAUCACUGCAGGUUGUGUGGCCGCAUCUUCUGCUACUACUGCAGCAACAACUACGUGAUGACGAGGCACAGCAGUAAGAAGGAGCGCUGCUGUCGAGACUGCUACACCCAGCACACCGCUGUGGUGGAGAGAUUCACCCCCGCCGAGCUCAACACGCAGCCCCCACCUGCACACAUCCAGACACCACCCUACAAACCCACGCCCAGAGUAACUGUGACGGAUCCAGAAGCAGAUGCAGAUGUGGCUCCGGCCCCCAAACAGGAUGAUGCGGCGUAUGACAUCAUCACAGAGGAGGAAGUGAACGGCAUCUAUGACAGCGACUCGCUAUCGCGCACCACUGCCGGUUCACAGGAGGGGGAGAGUGAGGCCCACACAUCAGCUGACCACUCUGAGGGGAGGGCAGCAGGGGACUUGACUCCUGAGGACCAGGAGGGCACCGUGGCCACCGUGCAGGACGCCGAGAUCAACCUCCUCCAAUCAGGAGAGCUGAGUGAGUCCAUAUAUCUGAGCCUGGAGGAGGUGUGUGUGUUUGGCGACGCGUCUCGCGAGCUGCAGAUCCGACCGAGUAGCUACAGCGUGAUCCCCAUCCGGGUGGCUGAGCGCGGCCCCACCGUCAGCUGGCUCUUCUCCUCCGAGCCCAAGAGCGUCUCCUUCAGCAUCCUCUACCGGGAGGACGAACACACACCCCUGGAGCAAGCCAAGGUUCUUAUUCCUCUGACUCGCUGUAACUCCCACAAGGAGACCAUCCAGGGGCAGCUGAAGGUCCGCAACCCAGGCCUCUACAUGCUGGUCUUCGACAACUCAUUCUCCAGGUUCAUCGCUAAGAAGGUGAUGUAUCACCUGACAGUGGAGAAGCCGGUCAUCUAUGAUGGCAGUGACUGAACACAGCGCGGUGACCUUCUAAUCUUUGCUGACAAGCAGCGGCCAAGAGCACACACACACACACACACACACACACACACACACACACACACACACACACACACACACACACACACACACACACACACACACACACACACACACAGCCAGCUCUCAGGUGUUUUGACAAUUGAGGAGUAUGAUCACUGUCACACCAGGUGAUAUUCUACAGGUAGGAGCUGCCUGCCAAGUGCUGCGUGCUGCGUCCAGACACAGUACACUUGCCUGUCAGGCCUUAGAGGACAUGCUCAAGGUCUGUACUCGCAUACUUCUUUCUGACAGUCAGGGCUUUCCAUUUACUUUUUUCAUCACUAGCCAAUUUGAUGUCAAAUCCUACUAGCCACACAUACAGUACCGUACACUCACUAUCAGUUCAAGUGGCUAGCAAGUCUUCUUUUCGACCACCCAAAAUGAAUUUUCACCAGCAUUUGGCUGGUUUGUGGGUGUUCAUUUAGAGCCCUGAACACAGUUACACCCGUAGGAUUCGUUCCUGUGUGUUCUGUAGGACAGACAGAAGAACCUUUCACUGUCCUGAGUGAUACAGGGGAAAUUGAUAAUCUGGUCCUAGAAGAUGAACGUUGUUUUUCUGAUGUAUUUUAUAAAACGCCACAUGGAGCGGUUUAAGGAAUUUGGAAACUGGACUAAGGGUGGGACAUAGUUAGUUUGUCUUAAGUUUGUUUUAAUUGAUUUUAAUCGUUUUAUUGUACUCUUGUGAGCUUUUGCCAAGUGUACCGUGUGUGUGUGUGUGUGUGUGUGUGUGUGUGUGUGUGUGUGUGUGUGUGUGUGUGUGUGUGUGUGUGUGUGUGUGUGUGUGUGUGUGUGUGUGUGUGUGUGUGUGUGUGUGUGUGUGUGUGUGUGCGUGCACCUGUGUGCGUGCGUGCGUGUGUUUGUGUGUUUAAUUAUACCAUAAUAGCAUGGUUUUCUGCCUGUCAAUUCCAAGUAUUACAAACACUGGUGCAUAACCCUGUUAGCUGCCGCAUGUAAACAUGACAACAUGACAACAUGGCUGUUUCCUCUCAAAUGCCACUGCGUCGUUCACAGCCGUUCACACCCAUUUCAGCAAAAGGUCAUCUGCAAAUAUCAAAAUUUCCCUCCGAUUAAGUUCCUUUCAUGUCUAUUGGUUUCAGAUGGAAGAAGAAACCAGACGUCAGUAGGAAAUUUGCUUGUACAGUUUUAUGUUGUUGAUUUUUCCAUUUGUAGUUAACCUUGUUCGUGUACACUAAAUAAUAGGAUCAUUAUUAAGCUAUACAUAAGCAAUAAUACGAUUCCACACCUUAUUUGAAGUGAUCGUUUCAGGCACUGCUUACCUCAACAAAAGAGACCUAUUUCUGUGCAUUGUCUUACUCCGUAACACAAAGCACCUGCGUGUCAAUUUUUUUUAGUGUAUAACAACACGCUAUUAGCACCAUUUGUGGUGUGCAUUACAUGCUUGUAAACCAAGUCACGUUUUUGUAUGAUCAUCCUUUCAUCAUACAGUGAUUUCUAUAGCACAAGAGACAUUUUGUAUUUGUGAACACAAUAGACGAACGACUCCAUUUUCUAAAGCUCUGAUAGGCAAAGGAACAUAACGCAGGUCCCCUUGGUGUUUAGACGAAUGAGCCUUUAUCAGCAGAAACCCAAGCUCAGGGACAUAGACCAUGCAUCCCUGUAGACGCAGGAAGAGAUUCAUUCUGUUCUUUCCUUUUUGUUUGCAUUUUUUCUUUUUUAUAUAAAAGAAGGAAAAUAAUCGCUGGUCGUGAGGUUCCCCAGAGAGGGCAGAGCAGGUGGUUUUGUGUGUGUGUGUGUGUGUGUGUGUGUGUGUGUGUGUGUGUGUGUGUGUGUGUGUGUGUGUGUGUGUGUGUGUGUGUGUGUGUGUGUGUGUGUGUGUGUGUGUGUGUGUGUGUGUGUGUGUGUGUGUGUGUGUGAGAGAGAGAGAGAGUGGUUUGAGGGGUGUGCAGUGGGCUAUACGCAUCACUCAGUAGUACAGUAGAUGGAGGAAGAACUACAGGUGUACAUGAUGUGCACCUCAGAAAAAAACCUUCAUAUUCUGUUGUUCACCUGAUUGCAAGUGCAUGAUGUUGAGAUCAAAGCAAUGCAAUCGUCUCUCUCUGUGGAGCACUAUGUGCAGUAAGUGCUGGCAUUGCCCUUGGUGACCAACAUACCUAACUGUGAGUGCUCUGACUGUGGCACUUGAAAUACUUUUGUUAGUGGCUUUUAUGAUUCCACGAUAGUGAAAGUCAAUGGCAAAACUGACAUAGACUGUGCUGCAGAAGGCCUGAAGUGAUCAAUGAUGGUCCUCGAGUUUAAUGUGCAAAGUUCAGAGAGACCAGUGUUCUUGUUGUCAAAGCUUCCUUUUUUGGAAGAAGUAUUUAGUUGGAAAGCACCAAGCCACACCAAGCAAUAUGCAGUGUAAUAGCAUGGCUAGAGGACAAGGUUAAACUCAGCCCAGGUCACCACCCUCUUGCUCUCUCCCCCACACACACUGUUAUUCUGUGUCUGUUCUAUCGCACUAAGGCAGGGACUUGUAACAUGUUUAGAUCUAACCCAAGUCUAACUGCACAUGCCCAUUGGACACUGCAGAGUGUCUCAGACCUACGAAUAUGAAAAGCAAAACCGUUCCACAUAUGAUCGGCCCAACUUAAUUUUCUAACAAUGUUUUUAAUUGUUUUCAGUUUAGUCUGCAUGAGUUUGUGUUCAAUAUUAAGUAAGGGUUUUAUUGGUUUUAUCGACGUUUUACUGUGUUUUGUUUUUGUUUUAGAAAUGGCGUGCACUUGUCUGGAUUAAUGCACACCAGCAGAAUUUCAUGUCUUUCAGGUGUUUGUAAAACAAAUCUAAGUGAAGGGCUAUAUGCAAUCAGACUGUUUCAAUAUUCAGGGGGAACAACAAUUUUUGUAUUACUAACCGUUGACCUGGGUUAUACUCUAUCUGAGGUGGGUACUGCUUACAAUGAGAUGCACGUCUAUAUUUAUAUAUAAAAGAUUUUGUAUCUUGUUCAUCUACUUUGUAAUUCAUAAGUUUAAAAAAAAUGCAAAAUUUCAACACUAUAUAUUUUAGCACGGUUUUGCACUUUUAUGGCAAGAAAUGUUUUUGAGAAACAAAAGACGAUGGUUUUGUAACAAGUGCUCCCAGCCUUUGAGUUGGUGUUAACAAGGGUGAUUUCAAUAACGUGAUAAGGAAAAAUCUGCUUGAGAUGUCAUGUUAUGGCCCUUCAUGUCUAAGUAAGUGGCAACUUUGACUGAAAUGUUCAUUUAGUCGCUAUAUAGGGAGUUGGUCAUCUUGUUUUAUGCCCUAGAAAGUGCAGCAGCGUAAUGAACUACUAGUGAAGGUUUCAGAUUAAGCUGUACUGUCCUGUGUGGUCUUCCACACAACUUUUUUAGAGAGCGAGGUAAAAAAAAAAAAAAAAAACUCUUAAAGAUCUUAAGAUUCUGUUCUCUUCGAGAGGUGAUUCAUGACUCCUUAAUCACACUUCAGCCUAGACGAAGGCCUUGUGAAUCACACUUCAAACAGGCCAAGAAAAGAACUGAAGCCCAGAGUCCACAAGGUCAUCAAGCAAUCAAUCCUAUGCUGACAGGACUGCCGUUGAAAGGCUAGUUCUGUUCACCCGCUGCGUGUACUUGGUUUUUUUUUUAAAAGCAGGACAAUAAACUGUGUUGAGCGAG
This is a messenger RNA of Engraulis encrasicolus (European anchovy), 7642 nucleotides long. It is a transcript of the gene fyco1a, whose product is annotated as FYVE and coiled-coil domain autophagy adaptor 1a. The coding region runs from base 105 to 3965 and encodes 1286 amino acids. Gene Ontology annotation, biological process: plus-end-directed vesicle transport along microtubule; positive regulation of autophagosome maturation. Gene Ontology annotation, molecular function: metal ion binding. NCBI's taxonomy places the organism in Eukaryota, Metazoa, Chordata, Actinopteri, Clupeiformes, Engraulidae. Gene Ontology annotation, cellular component: late endosome; lysosome; autophagosome. The record is from RefSeq and is a predicted model, not a curated record. The transcript is spliced from 24 exons.